AUGUUUCAGUCUAGCUCUUCAAUUCUCUACCAUGUAUAUUUAACAGAUUCGUUCUUAUCUGAUGAUGUAAUACAAAUACAGGUUCAUGGAUUUGUUGAAGAUGUUAUGGGGAAAAAUGUUGCUACAAUAUUUGGAAAGUGGGAUGAAAGCAUGUAUUAUAUUAAUGGUGACAGGGGCAACAAUAUGAAAGAUUGUAGUUCCUCCUCUGAUACAUCAUUAUUUUGGAAAAGGACUAAGCCACCGGUUAAUCUCACUCGGUACAACUUAACUUCAUUUGCAAUCACUUUGAACGAGCUAACGGAAGGUUUGCAGGAGAAGCUCCCACCUACGGAUUCCAGGCUUAGACCAGACCAACGACAUUUGGAGAAUGGAGAAUAUGAGAAGACAAAUGCUGAGAAACAACAUUUAGAGAAAAGGCAAAGAAUGUCAAGGAAAUUACAAGAAAGUGGAUGGAAACCACAAUGGUUCAAAAGAGAAGGUAAAGAUGGACCUUCCGCUACAUGGGUGGCUAUUGGGAGUCACGCGAGCGAGGAAAAUAGGAUGAAUGUCCCAACAUAUUUGGUGAAUUUGAAGAAGCUCUUGCUGAGAGCCCUUAAAAAAACGUACUUAACUAGAACAAGAAGGCAUAUCAUGACACUCAUGAUCAUUCAGGUAAUAUCUAUCUCAUUCUUCUUUUCUCUUUCCUUGACUUAGACUACUUAUUUUUAUUCAACACUUCAUUAUAUAACAUAAAAUCAUAUCAAAUGGGGGCUGCAUUGCCUUUCACAAUUUGUAUUUAGUAAAGAAAAGCUCUACAGAUUAAAACCUAUUCCGGUUGUUUUUUUAAAA
Molecule: messenger RNA, 828 nt
Organism: Cannabis sativa
Lineage: Eukaryota; Viridiplantae; Streptophyta; Magnoliopsida; Rosales; Cannabaceae
Product: oxysterol-binding protein-related protein 2A-like
Exons: 3
Coding region: 1-693 (230 amino acids)
Cellular component (GO): cytosol; membrane; intracellular membrane-bounded organelle
Molecular function (GO): sterol binding
Source: RefSeq, a predicted model, not a curated record